This is a messenger RNA of Dryobates pubescens (Downy woodpecker), 5766 nucleotides long. It is a transcript of the gene EPHB3, whose product is annotated as EPH receptor B3. Gene Ontology annotation, biological process: axon guidance; protein phosphorylation; cell surface receptor protein tyrosine kinase signaling pathway. Bases 4 to 2919 code for a protein of 971 amino acids. Gene Ontology annotation, molecular function: transmembrane-ephrin receptor activity; protein binding; ATP binding. The record is from RefSeq and is a predicted model, not a curated record. Gene Ontology annotation, cellular component: neuron projection; plasma membrane. Lineage: Eukaryota; Metazoa; Chordata; Aves; Piciformes; Picidae. The transcript has 15 exons.
CUGAUGGACACGAAGUGGGUGACCUCUGAGUUGGCAUGGACAACUCAUCCAGAGACGGGGUGGGAAGAAGUCAGUGGUUAUGAUGAGGCCAUGAACCCCAUCCGCACAUACCAGGUGUGCAACGUGCGGGAGGCCAACCAGAACAACUGGCUGCGCACUAAGUUCAUCCAGCGCCAGGACGUCCAGCGCGUCUAUGUGGAGCUGAAAUUCACUGUACGGGACUGCAACAGCAUCCCAAACAUCCCUGGCUCCUGCAAGGAGACCUUCAACCUCUUCUACUAUGAGUCGGAUACAGAUUCUGCCUCUGCAAACAGCCCUUUCUGGAUGGAGAACCCCUAUAUCAAAGUGGAUACAAUUGCCCCAGAUGAGAGCUUCUCCAAGUUGGAGUCUGGACGUGUGAACACCAAGGUGCGCAGCUUUGGCCCUCUCUCUAAGAAUGGCUUUUACCUGGCCUUCCAGGACCUGGGAGCCUGCAUGUCCCUCAUCUCUGUCCGGGCUUUCUACAAGAAAUGCUCCAACACCAUUGCUGGCUUUGCUAUCUUCCCGGAGACUUUAACGGGUGCUGAGCCCACCUCUCUGGUCAUCGCGCCAGGCACCUGCAUCCCCAACGCAGUGGAGGUGUCUGUACCCCUGAAGCUGUACUGCAACGGCGAUGGCGAAUGGAUGGUACCUGUGGGAGCCUGUACGUGUGCCGCUGGAUAUGAGCCAACCAUGAAGGAUACCCAGUGCCAAGCGUGUGGGCCAGGAACCUUCAAGUCUAAGCAGGGGGAAGGUCCCUGCUCUCCCUGCCCUCCCAACAGCCGGACCACCUCGGGAGCAGCAACAGUCUGCACGUGUCGAAAUGGCUUUUUCCGGGCAGACACGGACUCUGCAGACAGUGCCUGCACCAGCGUACCCUCUGCCCCUCGCAGUGUCAUCUCCAACGUGAACGAGACCUCUCUGGUGCUGGAGUGGAGCGAGCCACAGGACACGGGCGGGCGGGAGGACCUGCUCUACAAUGUCAUCUGCAAGAAGUGCAGCGUGGAGCGGCGCCUGUGCACCCGCUGUGACGACAACGUGGAGUUCGUGCCGCGCCAGCUCGGCCUCACCGAGCGCCGCAUCUACAUCAGCAACCUGAUGGCCCACACCCAGUACACCUUUGAGAUUCAGGCUGUGAAUGGCAUCUCCAACAAGAGCCCUUACUCUCCCCAUUUUGCCUCUGUCAACAUCACAACUAACCAGGCAGCCCCGUCUGCCGUGCCUACAAUGCACCUGCACAGCAGCACUGGGAACAGUAUGACACUAUCGUGGACUCCCCCUGAGAGACCCAAUGGCAUCAUUCUCGACUACGAGAUCAAGUACUCAGAGAAGCAAGGCCAGAGUGAUGGCAUCGCCAACACAGUCACCAGCCAGAAGAACUCGGUGCGGCUGGAUGGGCUGAAGGCCAACGCUCGGUACAUGGUGCAGGUCCGGGCACGCACAGUGGCUGGGUAUGGCCGCUACAGCCUCCCCACCGAGUUUCAGACAACUGCAGAGGAUGGCUCCACCAGCAAGACUUUCCAGGAGCUGCCUCUGAUUGUGGGUUCAGCCACUGCAGGGCUGCUCUUUGUCAUCGUUGUGGUGAUCAUUGCUAUCGUCUGCUUCAGGAAAGGGAUGGUUACUGAACACCUCCUCUCGUCUCCUUUGGGCAGGAAGCAACGCAACAGCACAGACCCUGAGUACACAGAGAAGCUGCAGCAAUAUGUUGCCCCUGGGAUGAAGGUCUAUAUUGAUCCCUUCACUUAUGAAGACCCCAAUGAAGCCGUUCGGGAAUUCGCCAAAGAGAUUGACAUCUCCUGUGUCAAAAUCGAGGAGGUCAUUGGAGCAGGGGAGUUUGGUGAGGUGUGCCGCGGGCGCUUGAAGCUGCCCGGUCGUCGUGAGAUCUUUGUGGCCAUCAAGACACUGAAGGUGGGUUACACAGAGCGGCAGCGGCGGGACUUCCUGAGCGAGGCCAGCAUCAUGGGCCAGUUUGACCACCCCAACAUCAUCCACCUCGAGGGUGUGGUGACCAAGAGCCGCCCCGUCAUGAUCAUCACAGAAUUCAUGGAAAACUGCGCACUUGACUCCUUCCUGCGGCUGAAUGAUGGGCAGUUCACAGUCAUCCAGCUGGUGGGAAUGCUGCGAGGCAUCGCUGCCGGCAUGAAGUACCUUUCAGAGAUGAACUACGUGCAUCGGGAUCUGGCUGCCCGCAACAUCCUGGUCAACAGCAACUUGGUCUGCAAAGUGUCUGACUUUGGGCUCUCUCGCUUCCUGGAGGAUGACCCAACUGACCCCACCUACACGAGCUCCCUGGGGGGCAAGAUCCCGAUCAGAUGGACAGCUCCUGAGGCCAUUGCCUACCGCAAGUUCACUUCCGCCAGCGACGUGUGGAGCUAUGGUAUCGUGAUGUGGGAAGUGAUGUCCUAUGGGGAGCGACCCUACUGGGACAUGUCCAACCAGGAUGUGAUCAAUGCAGUGGAGCAGGAUUACCGCCUGCCACCUCCCAUGGACUGCCCUACAGCGCUGCACCAGCUGAUGUUGGACUGUUGGGUGCGGGACCGCAACCUGCGGCCCAAGUUUGCACAGAUUGUCAACACGCUGGACAAGCUCAUCCGCAACGCCGCCAGCUUGAAAGUUAUUGCUAGCGUCCAGUCUGGCAUCUCACAGCCACUCCUGGACCGCACUGUCCCAGAUUACACCACCUUCACCACUGUGGGAGACUGGCUGGAUGCCAUCAAAAUGGGAAGGUACAAGGAGAACUUCGUUAAUGCCGGCUUUGCCUCCUUCGACCUGGUGGCGCAGAUGACUGCAGAAGACCUGCUGAGGAUAGGGGUGACACUAGCAGGGCACCAGAAGAAGAUCCUGAGCAGCAUUCAGGACAUGAGGCUGCAGAUGAACCAGACACUCCCAGUGCAGGUUUGACCAGAGGGGACUCUGCAUUGGAAUGGACCGAGGGAACCUGCCAACCAGGUUCAGUUUGCGGUGCAGCCCGACUUCCCGUUUCCCCUUCACACGGCGCUCCUCUGCCUCGGACGGUCGCCUGGGACAGGACGGGACGGGCCGCCCUUCCCUGGAGCGGAGGCACUUGUGCCGAAAGGGAGCCCAGCUUUUCGUCCCAAGUCUUGGAGCAGCGAGGCAGCAACACAUCUUCAUAUUGAAGAUGGAUUAUGGGACAGAGAUGGCACAUCCUCCUUCCCGCCCUGUCUCGGUUCUCAUCUGUUUGAAGAGUUGUUCUGCUUCUUGGAUUUCUUUUCACCCUUUUUUCCCCGCAAGUCCUCACUUCCCUCCCUGAGGCCACAGACUGUUGACCCAUCCACUGAAUCCACCAGACACAUCCGAAGCCUUUCCUAACUCUGGUCUCCACGUGGAAACAGCCAGGGGAGGCUGAGCCAGCGACAGGGCCGGGGCUAUGGGCCCCAGACAAUCACUCCCUUCCUCCAGCCCUGGCAGCCCCUCCACGCAAGGGUCUGCACUGGAACGUGUCCAAACGGAAGGCUUCGCUCUCUUUACUUGGCUUUGCACGCCAGAACCCGAACCCUAUGAGAUUUACUAUGCAGGGAGUUAGGAAAAAAAAAAGAGAUAUAUAUUAAAAAAAAUAAAGAGGGAGCAGAAAGGGGAGGGAGGGGGACCUGGUGCCCAGCUCCACAUCUCUUACCCUCUUGGUUCUCGUGGCCGGCUCUGGACUGCAGAGCAAGGCCAUCAGCACGUUUGCACAGGGACCUUCCGGUUUGCCCCCGGACCGACAGCAGCCACGCUCCCCCCGAGGGGCCAGAGAGCGGGGUUGGGGCAGGGGCUGCACCGGGGGCUGAGGCCCAGGCUCCCCCAGCCUCCUCUUUUAUGCAGAAGGAGCGGGGCCAAUCCCACUCCUGACACACGCUGUGAUUGCUGCCAAAAGACUCACUGACCUUUCCCUGCGGAUUCACUGCAGCCCGGUUCCUCCAAGCUGAGGGAGAGACUCCCAGCGUGCCUGAGUGUGUGUGAGUGUGUGCAUGCGUGCGUGGGUGUGUGCUGGCCGGCAGGACUGUGUGAGGCAAUGGGCAGAAUAAAGGCAAUAAGAAUUUUACCAGUUUCCUUUGCUCAAUCGCGCUCUCACUGGAUGGACCUGGCUGCCUGCAGCUUCCUCUUCCUCCCAGCCAGCCCCAGACUGGCUCCGUGCCCCUUUCUGCUCCUCUGUUCUCUUGCUGUCAGAUAUUUGGGUGGUCCUGCAGGGAGUACACCCUGCAGUGCUUGGGGACCUGGUGUGCUCCCCUGUUGGGGUACACAGUGUGGAGGUUACAAUUUCCAGGGCAGAGCCAGCCGCAGAGCUCCAUCUAAUGCACUCAGCGAUGCUCAUAAUGGCUUUUUUACCCUCAUCUCCUCAAGUCAAGCUGGAACUGUGGGAACCAAACCCAGUGUGUGAAAACCAAGCAGGAAGCCGCCAUGCUCACGUGUUCAGCCAGCUGCUAGAAGGUCCCUGCAGCCCAGGGGCUUCUCCCUAGAGCAUCAGUUGGUCCUCUGCUCUCCACAGGCUGAGUCCAGCCCCAGGCAGGAGUGCUGUAACAACUGCCCACAUCCCUGAAUCGCCUUCCUUGCUCCUCUCCUCAAAAUGGCAGUUGCUGAGCCAGAUGGGAUCACAUCAAAGCAGCUGUCCCAGCUGCAGGCAGCAAUGUAACCCUCUGGGAGCUGCUGCCCCUGGGAAAUGGGGCCAGGGAGUCCCUAUGCCUCCAGCAAAGGGGGAAUUGCUCCCUAGUAGCUAAGUGGGACCUCUGCUUGCUCAUGAUGGGGAGGUUACAGGUCCUAACAUCCCCUCAGCUGCAGGAUACCUUGCUGACUUGUUUUGCUGGCAGCUUGGAGGGGCAAGUGGAUGCUCCCCAAAAUAAUAGGGUACAUCCCUGUGCUCCCCCUGUGCUCAGCCCCUCUCCCUUCCCAGGGUGGCUGAGCAGGUGCUAUUUUUCUCUUUUCUUUGAAACUCGCCUGCCCUUGUGUUUCUCAUUAACCCCACUCUCCUCCCCAGGGCACAGUAAACAAGGCCAGGAGGGCAGCAGGUCCUGCACCAAGGAAUAGGCUCCCUCUAUCCCACCAUCCCUCUUCCACAGGAUCUAUUGUGGGGACAGGCUGCUGGGGACACCACAGCACCAUUUCACUGGGAGUUCCCAGCCUUGCCUGCCCUGGCUUGCUCCCCACCCUGGCUGCUCCUUGGCUGCUGCCACAGUGGGACCCCAAAUGGUAGCACUGGGCAGACCCCACCUUCUACCAAGUCAUGUGAAGCAACUUAGUGUUGGGAGACUUCAAAAGCAGCUGGCCAUAUAGAUGUUAAAGCCCAUUUGGGGCUUACUAGCCCUUUCCCCCUGCAAGCACUGUGGGGUCAGGGGCUGUGUCUGCUGCCUUUGCUCCCCCAGCCCAAUGCUGCGAAGUCUGGGGUCCCACCAGCCCUGGUGGAUCUCAGUCAUCCCCAUCUCAACCCUCCGUCCUGGCCUGGCUUUGCUUUGUAGGGGUUUCUACUCAUUUUAAACAGCAAGCCCACAACAAACCCCUUUGCCCGGCCUUCUCUGUGCCAAAUCUGCUCCCAUGGAGCAGGACUCAGCAUCCCUGCAGGUCUCCCCCCAGCCUCAGCCCUCACCCUGCCUGGUUUGCACCCAGGGGCUCUUCAUGUGCUGUACCUCCCACCUCCUUACCCAUACCAGUAGGUACAGGGGGAAAGUAGUGUUCAAUGGUGAAAGAAAAGCAACAGCAAAAAACAGCAGCAAGGGAAAUUGAUGCGAGCGUGCGUUUGUAAAAAUAUUUUUUAAC